Molecule: messenger RNA, 1332 nt
Organism: Didymodactylos carnosus
Lineage: Eukaryota; Metazoa; Rotifera; Eurotatoria; Philodinida; Philodinidae
Source: the annotation of a GenBank genome assembly
AUGAGUGCUGUGGCUAUUGGUUGUCCACAUGCACCACUCCGUUCAUCUUCGAGUUUUUUGGAAAACUUGUCAACAGUUGAACUCGAUCGUAUGGCUGAUGAAUUUGAGAAUGUCGAUGCAUGCACUGUUCAUCGUGACGAUGAUGAUACUGACCACAAACGACGUACUGCUGGAUUUUUGGCUAUCGUUUCCAAUUGUAAUGUGAUUAUGGGGUGGAACGAAAGCGUUCGUUCCGAAGGAAUGCGUCGUACCACUUAUCAACUACUUAAAUUACUUCGUCUAGGAGGAAUAUUACCACCUGCUGCUGCUUACGAUUCUGCCUGUACUUUCGUUGCAUAUUUAAGAAACCAAUAUGGCGUAUCUCUAAUGUCGUCUCCUUAUAUUGAUGAAUUACUACAAAAAAAAUAUUGUGUCGAUAGAUUUCAUCGAAGAAAUCACACUAGGCCUGAAUGUAAAACUAUUCUUUCAUGCCCCCAUCCCAUUAAUCAGCCAUUUUUUGACAAUCAAAACACUCAGGCUUCUAGUAGUUUUCAAGUGCACAGGCAAAAACAGCCAGAAUAUGAACAAGAAGAUGACGAUAUUGAACCGAUGGCCGAAGGAAAAGAGACACCGUUGUCAAAACCACAACGUGGAUCAUUAGAAUUCCUGUUCGAUAAACUUUCAAAGAAACAGAAAGUGGGCGAAACAUCUUCAUCAUCCACUGAUUCUUCACAGACUUCAGCAACUGUUACUGACCCUUUGGCAAAGUCUGUUCUCGAAGAUAGCGCUGCCAGUGCAACGUACUUGAGUCCCACUGUUCAGAACGAAUUGAUUCAUCAUCUGGGAACACAAGUGAGAGAACGUAUCGCUGACAAGGUACGAGAUCGACUGUUCUGCCUCAUGGCCGACGAAACUCGAGAUAUCAGUGGUCAAGAACAAUUGAGCAUCGUUUUGAGAGUUGUCAAUAAUCAGUCGACAUCAUCUACUCAACUCAAGAAAGAAGAUCUGAUCAAAGAACAUUUCCUUGGCCUGACGAAGUUGGACGCCUCUGACAAAGCUUACUGUACACAAGUUGGUAUUUUACCUCCAUCAGGUGAAGAUCGUUGGGCUCUUGCUGGUUUAGAUCUCAAUGUUGAUUGGGUGCUAAAAUGUGGUAAUAUUGUUGCAUAUAAAUUACAGUGGUUUAGUGGCGGAUGGAGUGAUUGGUAUGUUCCUGGCGUCAACGAUAUGGAUGACAAAGUGAACGAUGAAAAUGUUUUGAGAAGAAUGUGGUCGUAUUUCGAUGAUCAUAACCAUACGUUUAUCAUCUGUAAGAAUACUCAUUAUCAGUUGGCUAAUUAUGAAGGACAUUGA